Messenger RNA from Mytilinidion resinicola, 495 nucleotides. RefSeq lists its product as uncharacterized. The record is from RefSeq and is a predicted model, not a curated record. Bases 1 to 495 code for a protein of 164 amino acids. The transcript has a single exon. Lineage: Eukaryota; Fungi; Ascomycota; Dothideomycetes; Mytilinidiales; Mytilinidiaceae.
AUGGGCGAAUACACCGGCGGGAUACCUGUUUGCGAUAACUGGACGUCGCCAUCCGAACUCACAUAUGAGCAAGACCUCCAGGCAUCACGAGUCUACAAGAAGUCUGCCAAACACCAUUCCUUCUCAUCUUUUACGAGCAGUGUUGCACACAGUGCGACCCUGUCAGUUUUCUCGAGUUUGAGCCUCUCCCAAGUUUCGUACAUCUCCUUCUACGCGUUACCCGUAUAUGCCACCGAUCUGAGUAAUAGUGAUCAGUAUAUGUUUGGGGAACAGGGUGCGGCGAGGGUUGUCAAAUUAGUCUACAAAGACACAUCUCCCACGUAUCGGCUCCGACGUUAUGGCAGUCGAAGCCAGUUUUCCGAGCCUGUUUCGAUAGAGAAUCUCCGGUUGAAGGGUCGCUUAGCCCGGAAAUACCCCGGGGGUCGAAUUGAACCCAAAACGAGCGACUCUGAGGUUGCAACAGCUGUACUUCGUAGCCACUCGGAAACAGGGUAA